AUGAAUUUGGUGUUGAAUGUUGAACGUCAGCGGCAAUUCGUAAUCGGUGGCGAGGCGCGCAUUGCGUCGAGCCAUGCAGACGCGCCACGUCGUUCAAAUGUUCUGUGGAGCAAAGGAUGGCCACUUACAACUCAAACAGGCCAAGUUAUUUUACAUUUGGGGCCGCUUGCUAAUGCCUUAGUGCGACCAGGCGAUCUAUAUCUGUGUGUGAAAAGUGUUGAUACAACGGAAGCUCCUAAAUUGCAUGUAGUUUGGUGCAACGCCUUAAACAGCAUACAACAACAACUGACACACGCAAGUGCAACAGGAAUUUUAGCUGCCACGGAAGCAGCAGCGUCAAUCAAAAUUCAAAGUCAUUGCAUUGAUUUCAACGCAACACCAGCACCACCAACAACAACAACAUUAGCAAUAGCUGUAGCAGCAGCGACACCAAAACCACCAACACAUUUGAGCAUAUUAACACUCGAAAUGUUGACGAGUGACGAAUUGCCACAAUUGUUGCAACAUUUGCUUGUGGGCGUUGAGCAUAGCAUCGAGCGGGUCUCGUUGAAUGAGCUGCAGAUGCCUGCCUCGCCGACGUCAAAAACAGUAGUGCCGCUGGCGGCUGAUGCGGCCAACAAUAAUAGUGUGCGCAGCAAUAACAGUGGCAGCAACCGGAACCAUAGCGGCAGCUUAGUGCGCUGUAGCAACAACAAUACGAUUACCAACUCACCAAAAUGCGCAUUACGACGCAGCGAAUUGAUUACCAAAAACAAAGUGCUUAACAAUAAAUUUAUGUUGCGACGCCUGACAAAUCGACAGGACAGCAUGAAUUCCACAUCGUCGGGACAGAGUUGUGGCAGUAGCGGAAGCACCUCCAGCGAUGAGCUAUUGCGUUGCAACACAAACCACAACAACAAUCUCAAUACUCCCGAUGCGGGCAAUGGGGUGCUAGGCAACAAUGGCUCCACGUCGGAACCAAUGAAAAUGUCUACAGGCUCCACAAAUUCAGCGACCACUUCACCGGCAUUGCCGCUCUUCUGUUUGGGGAACUCAUUUCCGCACAUCGAUAGUGACGAAGAGAAUGCCGAUGAAAGGCGUAGUGCGAACGGAGAGGAUCAAUUUGAGUGCGAAAUUGUGCCACCUGCUUCGAUCAAUGAAAUCCCUGAGAAGCUUUUAACCACAUCGGGUAUUUAUCUGCCAGGUACCAGUGAUCUUAAAGGCCAACCGAUUGUCACUGUCGAUGCGGAAUGUGUGCUUGCAGCCGGCCUGAAUUGUUACGAAAUUGCAACGGUGCUGCUCUACUACAGCACGAUACCUGAAGGAAUUUCAACUGUGAAUGCUAAUGACCGUACCACACUGCAACAGCAGCAGCAACCUUCAGUGCAACUGCAGACAGAACAGAGCCACCAGCAGUCACAACAACCAUCCAUCAGCCGUCCAUCGACACCGAAAAUGGUCAGAGCGGCAGAAGUUUUGCCAGUUUCUGGCAACUCCACAACUGUGCCAGUCACCUCAAAUGCCACAACAGACACAGCCGUUAAAUCACCCGCCCAUACGAAUGCUACAGCUAUGGCCAUAACUACUGACAGCAAUACCAGCGGCAGCGGCUACAACAAUGCUGCAACACCAACGUUCACCAUUCUAAUUGCCAUCGCAAAGUCGAGCCAAAUGUGCGUAAUCGACUUAAUUUGCCAAAGUCUACGUCUGCUGACAAGGCAAAUUGCAUAUUGCGAAAUUCUUGCAGUUUGCCUCGAACGCAACAUAUUGCAACAACAGCACUCGUAUGCAUUCAACAAUGUAGCUGUCAGCAAUAGUGGCUGCGGCGAGAACAACGAAAGUUGCAUAAAGGAACAGCAACUACAAAUGCAACCAUCACUACAACAGCAACACACGCUGAAAUUCAUUAGCGUCAAUGAAGUCACGACAAGUGUUGCACCAUCGCAAAUACCGUUCGGCAAAUUGCAAGGUUUGCAUCAUCACGACGCGCGGAAGUGGCGCGAAUUCUUCACCGCACUCGAACCCUUUCAGCGACAAUGUGCAGCAGCGGGCCAACGGCUAGUGGCCGCCAUGAGUGACAUACGCUCUGCCGACCUGCAAGGGUUGCCGACACGACGCCAACUAUACGCGCAACAUCGGGCGUUAAGUCGCGCGCUCAUGGAUUCUGAGUUGCAUAAUUUGCGCAAGCGGGGCGCACUGCAAUUGGCACGUCUACAGGAGCUGGCCAAAUGCUUUGUAGCAACGACAACGGCGACAAUGACAAGUAGCAGCAAUGGUGAAAAUAAUCAUAAUCAUAAUGGCAAAAUCAACUCAAAUGGCAGCGGCAGCAACAACAAUAACAAUAAUAACAACACUCGUUAUUACUAUGGCAGCAGCAACGGCUGUAGUGGCGGCGGCAAUAGCAAUCGGCCCAGCAAUAGUGGCAGCAAACUAUUGUCCACCAUUUCAUCCAUCAGCCACCUGGGAUUCGGUGGCAGUUAUAGCUUUACCAUGUCGCACCAGCAGCAACAGCAACAGCAUCAACAACACAACCAAAUCAACCAGUCACAAAAUUGUCCCGCUGUGUCAAAGUAUAGCGCAGUGACGUCAUGUGAUGGCAGCAACACUGCCACAGUAGCAGCCACAAUAACGGUAGCUAAUGCAGUAGGAGGCGAUUGCAGUAGCAGUGUCGGCAACAUGGAUGUGGCAAUUAGACUACACAAGGUGACAUUACUAUUCAAUGAGGUCGAUCGCGCGGCCAAACGUCUGGAACAGCUCACGGAGCAACGUCGUGAGCGAUUGCGUGAGUUGACGCGUCAGCGAGCGUUGGAGGAUGAAAUAAACGAGGUAACAUCUUGGAUUACCAGCGAUGGCAAUGCCACUCUUCAACGUUUUGCCAACCUACAGAUGGAUUAUGAAACCGCCAUAAAAGAGCAAGAGCAGGAGUUUGAAAAAUAUUACUUUAUUUCAAUGAAACACUUGGCCAAGGGACGCGAUUUGCACGAUGCAGCUGUAAAUAUUGAAGCGUUGCAUGAGAGUGCCAUCAAUCUGAAAUCAGCACUGGACUGCUUCGCGGAAAAGUUAGAGCUGGCGCGUGAACGCAUAGAGGCAGCAUCCAGGCUGCAACACCUGCUGGUGGCGCAAAAUCUCGAAGAACACAUGCAACAGGAAAUCCAACGUCUAGCCGAGGUUGCUGGCGCCACCGUACUGUUAGAAAAAUAUCGCCAAAAACAGCAGCAUUCGCGACAAGAAAACAACACCAAAGAACUAAAAACGCCAGAGCAAUUGGAAACAACAGAAACUACAUUUCAAACACGCAGCCAAGUUGCGUGCAGUGACCCUCCAGCCAACACAAAACCAAAUAGUUUAAACCUCAGCAGUUGUCGCAACAGUACUAUCAACCACAUCGGCAUAAGUUUGACCAAACCGCAACAGCUGCAACAACAACUACAACAUGUGGCCGUUAUUACCAGCACACCAGUGCCACGCAUGAAUCGCUUAAGCCACCGCUCCAGUUCAGGCAUAGGUUCGUUCGAUGGGCAAACGUGCCAUUGUUGGCGCGAAAGUCGUAAUAUGGAGGAUAUGGACGAAUUAAUAGACGUGGACGGUGAGCAAUUGGAGCUAGAAGAUGGUGAGGAAGAGCAAUCUAAAAUUGCCGAUUCUGGUGUGGGCGGUUGUGAACGUUGCGAAGGAAAUCCAAAGUUGACACGAGUCUGUUCGUGCCAGAGCCUCAAUGAGGCGUCAAAUCUGUAUAGUAAAAGUCAAAACAGCAAUGAACUGGACUUUGAAUGUUAUGAACGUCCGAUUAAACGUUACGCUGAUAUACACUCACCAAUGGAGGCAAAUGCUCAUCUGCAAUACCACGCCUCAAGUUUGGAAUUGUCGAAGUUGGAAGAACUCAGUUGUUUGGAUCCGAAAAUACAAAAAACGCUUCUAUUGAUCAUGCGUGAAAUGAUUGGCACGGAACGCGACUAUGUACACUCGUUGAACUAUGUCAUUGAAAACUAUGUUGACGAGUUGUUGCGCGAAGACAUACCACAGCCGUUACGCGGCCAGCGUAAUGUCAUUUUCGGCAACAUUGAGAAGAUCUUCGAAUUCCACAAAUGGCAUUUUCUCAAUGAACUGGAACGUUAUGAACGUAAUCCGUUGAAAGUUGGCAGCGCCUUCUUGGAAAUGGAAUCGAAAUUUUAUUUGUAUGCACUUUACAAUAAAAACAAACCAAAAAGUGAUACUUUGAUGAGCGAAUAUGGUACGGCAUUCUUCAAGUCCAAACAGUUCGAACUGAAUGACAAAAUGGACUUGGCCUCGUAUUUGCUGAAACCCGUGCAACGAAUGGGAAAAUAUGCUUUGCUUUUGCAGCAAUUGGUGAAAGCGUGCAAUGCUGUGGAGGGCGCUGCACUACAAGAAAUCGCCGCCGAUGUCGAAGAGCUGCAACGCGCUGAGGAAAUGGUCAAAUUUCAACUGCGUCAUGGCAACGAUUUACUAGCUAUGGACUCGCUACGGGAUUGUGAUGUUAAUGUGAAGGAGCAAGGUCGUCUGAUGAGACAAAACGAAUUUUUGGUAUGGCAAGGCCGUGGCGGUAAGAAGUCGCUGCGACAAAUAUUCCUUUUCGAGGAUCUUGUGCUAUUUAGUAAAGCACGUCGAUUUCCAGAUCAGAAGAACUUGGACAUUUACAUCUAUAAGAACAGCAUUAAGACAUCGGACAUAGGUUUAACGGCGCAUGUUGGUGAUUCCAAAACCAAAUUUGAAAUUUGGUUCCGAAAACGUAAACCAGAAGACACUUGGACGCUGCAGUGCAUGUCGGAGGACAUUAAAAAUGCUUGGACCGAGGAGAUAUCGAAACUUUUAUGGAAACAAGCGAAUCGAAAUCGAGAAAUUCGCCUUGCUGAAAUGUCCUCGAUGGGCAUCGGCAGCAAACCCUGCCUGGACAUACGGCCGAGCAACAAUCAAAUUAAUGAUCGCUCCAUUACGAUAUCACAACUGGGCAAAGCGCCGAAAUUACGUCACUCAUUCGCCGGCAUGCAUUUGGAUGGCACAAAGAGCGCACGCCGUCCCAAUUCGCUAAUCUCCGAGAGUUCACUAUCGAGUGGCACAAGCAGCUCCUCGCUCAGCACAGGGAGCUCCUCAGGACAUGAGCGUGUGGCUAGCACCUGUAAUGGCAAGUCAACGCCUGGUACAAUAAAUAGCCAUCACGCGCUCGAACUAAUCAAUGAGACACAAACAUUAAUGCUCAGCAGCGGUGCAACUGCGAAUGGUGGUGCCGGUGCCACUAAUACCAAUACGCUGAGUAGUAGCGGCAGUAGUGGCCGGAGUGGUCACAGUGGCAGUGGAAAUGGUGGCCUGAGUGGCGCUAGCAAUGGUGGCACAACGCGCUCCAAACGCUCAACGACGUUCGUCAGCCAACUAUCGAUGGAGAGCGGCAUUCUAUCCGACAUAUCAAUGACGCCGGAUCAGGAGCAAUCGGACGCGACAUGCAGCUGGUUGAAUGCUGCUACUGUGGCAACAACAACCCAAUUGCCUUCACCAAACGCCACCAGCACAACAGCCACCAUCGGUAACAGCACAGUGAUCAUGCGGCGCCAACGUUUCCAACACCAGAAACAACAUGAAAAACAUAAAGAACUUCAACACCUACAAUCGGCUCCAAUAACAUUGCAGGAACGCAGUAGCAUUGGUGGCCAGAGCAACCCAUACCUGAAGGAAUUCAAAGCGGAUAGCGUAAAUCUGUAGUAGCUUGGCAGGGCAAAGAGCGUAGCCGAAAUAUGAGCAGCACAUAGUACCGUAUAUAAGCAAAGCGAAACAAGAGAGAACUUAGUAAUAAUAUUCUAAAUAAUAAAUAUAGCGAAAUACGAUAUUUAUAUGUUAGGUGUUUGUAUGUGUACCCGCAAUGAAAUAAGAAUUCCCAUACUUCAUAUUCACAAAAUCACUUGCGCUUACAGAAAUAUUUAAAAUAAGAUUUUUUUAUUUGUUGCUAAUUUGUUAUAUAAAUGCCUUUUUUAAUGUUACGUACAAGUUUUUACUCUAAGCCAUAGUGAAGUACAUAAGGGCAUAAGUUGUUAGCCAAUCGCUGAAAAAAAAACAUAUUAUUUUUUUAUAUAAAAAAGUAACAAAUGCAUUUUCUAAUAUUAUAUUAACUGCAAGAGCAGCGCAAUCGCAACAAGCUUAAAAACGAAACUCCUCUUAAAUCAUUCGCGAGUAUCAUUUUUAGCCAAUGCUGAGCGCAUUUCGCCACGCAGACAUACAUACAUAUAUACUUAAAAAUACACAUCAGCUGAUCAGAAAUUUAUUUUUCUAUGUAUGUAGGCAUGUAAUUAUUAAAUUGUGCCUGUCGAUUGCCUAAAUGCUAAAUUACCUAAGUUAAAUUCUCUUUCGAUGUGUCAAUUUUCCAUUAGCAAAAUAUAAGAGAAUCUAAAUUCUGUUAUAAUUUGAAGUUUUAAUUUUAUUAGUAUUUGUUUAAGCUUUAAUAUUUACACAAAUAUGUUAAUGCAAAAUAAUAAUAAUAAUAAUAAUUGGCGCGUACACUUCUGUUAGGCGUUUGGCCGAGCUCCUCCUCCUAUUUGUGGUGUGCGUGUAGAUGUUGUUCCACAAAUGGAGGGACCUACAGUUUCAAGCCGACUCCGAACGGCAGAUAUUUUUAUGAGGAGCUUUUUCAUGGCAGAAAUACACUCGGAGGUUUGCCAUUGCCUGCCGAGGGGCGACCGCUAUUAGAAAAAUGUUUUUUUUAUUAAUUUUGCUUUCACCGAGAUUCGAACCGACGUCUCUCUGUGAAUUCCGAAUGGUAAUCACGCACCAACCCAUUCGGCUACGGCGGCCGCCAAAAUACCCACAAAAAAUUAAUAAUUAUUCUUCAAUCAAUUCAAUCAUUCGGCUUCAUUAGCUUAGUCACAUUUCUGUAUCACAAAUUGAAUUUUUAAUUUUAUAAUUUAUGAAUUUUUUAAUUAGUAUAUUUUAUGAUACACUUAUGUUAUAACCUAAGCGUAUUUGAUGUUAUUAUCACAUUGAAGAGUGUGUAACAUUUGAAGUAAAUAUUUGAAAUUUAAUUAUAAAAUAUUAAUAUAUAUUGUAUAUGUACGAGUAUGUGUGCAUUGUACCACUAUACGCAUUGAAGUAUGUAUGUACAUACACAUAUAUAUUUACGAAAACAACAAAUUGCAUGUUCAGCAAAAGAAAAAGUAAUAAAAACAAAUAUAAAAUGAAUGAA
Molecule: messenger RNA, 7159 nt
Organism: Anastrepha ludens (Mexican fruit fly)
Lineage: Eukaryota; Metazoa; Arthropoda; Insecta; Diptera; Tephritidae
Exons: 17
Coding region: 1-5688 (1895 amino acids)
Molecular function (GO): guanyl-nucleotide exchange factor activity
Source: RefSeq, a predicted model, not a curated record